AUGAUCAAGAUACUCAAUAAAGCAGCGAGGGUCAUCGUUGUGACAUUGCUGCGUCCUGGUGAAUUGUUUAAAGCACAAGCUAGCAGAGAUGACAUACCCAAAACCGUGUUCAAGUUCUACUUUGUGGUGCUUGUCAGCUUCACUUUUAUCCACCUGUUGCUCAGUGGUCUGAAUAGCAAUGAGAGGCUGCAGUACCAUUAUUCCCCAGAGGCUGAUGUUUCGGUUUCAAAUACAUCCGACAGUUGGAAUUUCGGCAGCUACUACCAAUAUGGCCAAGAUAUCCCAAUUUACGUGGAUUCUAUUCUACCUAUAGGAAAUUCCUAUAAUAGGGAGCUGUCGUUUCAAAAAAUCGAUUAUUACGACCCAUUAUUCCAAUUUUCCUCCCUGUUCAACAGCAAAACGAAGGAACUGCUCUUCGAUGGAUUCGACCAUAUAGAAUCACGGUUUUCCAUGCCCAAGUCCGGGCUUUUGUCUAAACUUCAAAAGAGUACUGGCUAUUUGUACAUGCCUCCGUAUAGAGUACAAAUGAACCAUCAGCAACAGCUCUGGAAACUUGGUGAGAUUGUGUACACACCACAAGAAGCUCUUCGAAUCAACACCUUGAUCAGGAAAGGUUAUGGCUACCAGUUUUACAUCGACAAACUUCCUGUGGCGUACACCCAUUCGCAGAUGGAUAUACUGAAUAACGAUGACAGAUAUCUGUCUCGUCGAGGUAUUCCAUUAGGCUAUGUUGACGAUUACAAUAGGGUCGUUUUUAACAAUUAUCUCAGUUUUAUCAUCAAUUACACCAAAAUCCCAGAUAAUGACAAGUUGUACGAAAAACUACUGGAGUUGACCGAAAAAUUAAAUCAAGAUGAAGGACCACAACCAGAAAAAGAGAAACAGCACAAUGAGCCUUUGAUGACGGAAGAUCCUGCAUUGUAUAACUACAAAAUCAAUGCAGCCAGUGCCGCUGCUUAUUCAUCUGAAUACAGUACCAGGCAUGGUAGUUUCAAGGCCAGUUUGUUCCCACCAACAUACCUUUCGGAAACACAUAACACCACAGUUGCAUUCUAUUACACGGUCCAGUUUUCCGAGAGAGAGUCAUCCAGCAGGCAGGCCGGCUUCACAAGAAUUUACGAUCAUUUCAAUGAGAGGUUCCCAACUAUAGCAACCCAGACUCGUAACUUCAUAAUGUACAUGGUUGUUCUUUGGGUAACGAUUGCAGCAGUGACAUAUCCAUCCAAUAUAGCAAACUCGAUCAAUGCUAAACUGGUGGCGAUUAACGAUAAAACUGUUGCAGAUUAUCACCUCGUAUCUUCAAUUUUACGCAACCAUGUGACUAUCUUAGGCGCUAGUAUAGUAUUAGGGUUGAGUGCUUAUACUUGUUCAACGCUUGUCUCGACGUUAGUAUUUUGUUUGAUCUUCCCUGGUCAACCAUUUUUUUCGUUUGCUGCAUCGCUUGCAUUGUUAUCACCCAUUCUAGGUUUUGCUACAAGUGCCGCAUAUAAUUCACUGGUGGAAUUUAAAGCGCCUAGUCCAAAGCUAUCCGUCGAGGAAAAGGAGGCGGAAUCUGAACCAUAUGGACAACUUUCGAUUAGUUUCCCUGACACAUCGAGUGUGGUUCUGUGUGCAUCUGGUGUUGUUUUCUUCACCAUUUUGGUUGCAUUUUUGGUCCUUGAAGCGUUAACCAGCUCAUUCCAUGUUUUCAGGACUUUGUUUGUCAUAUUAUUAUUUACCACUACAAUUUUAAUUCCAGGAUGUCUAGUCGGGUAUUGGAUGGUCCCCUUGAGUGAGAACAAUUCCACAGACCUGCUUAGCGCAAAGACUGCAAGCAAUCGGAGCCUUCAUCGUUCAUUUUACACCAAGUUUAUUAAGUUCCCCCUGGUUGAACUUUCAUCGCAAGUUAUUAGCUUUGUUCCUUUUGCUAUACCCUUAUUCAAACUGCUCACGAUCGUGGCCUAUGGAAAGCCUUAUCCAACUCGAGAACUAAACGGAACAUUAUUGCUGUCCGUGAUUCAGAGCGCUUUGCUGGCGGCAAGUUUGGCUACUUACAGGUGUUGUUUGGUCAAGUACUAUUUCAGCGACCUGCAAGCUAAGUUUUACUUUAUUGGAGCUCCCUUUAUUUCCGUUCCUCUUGUGAACAUUUUGUACUGGGCCACGGUUACUGGUAGCUUCAAGGUUUUCAACGCUACGGGGGGCAACUACUUAGACAAUUUUGAAGGCAAUUCAUUCAUCAAUCAUGCAUUGGACAACUACAACCUCAUGUAUUUUCUACUCUUCCUAGUGGGUGUUUGUGCCGUCCAGGUGUUAUUCCAAGUUUUCAUUGGAAACAGUGUACUUUACUUUUACGAACGCCCAUACAAAAGUCGUUCUACUAUUUAUUGA
Messenger RNA from Komagataella phaffii GS115, 2367 nucleotides. RefSeq lists its product as hypothetical. Gene Ontology annotation, biological process: protein localization to membrane. Gene Ontology annotation, cellular component: membrane. Bases 1 to 2367 code for a protein of 788 amino acids. The record is from RefSeq and is a predicted model, not a curated record. The transcript has a single exon. NCBI's taxonomy places the organism in Eukaryota, Fungi, Ascomycota, Pichiomycetes, Pichiales, Pichiaceae.